Molecule: messenger RNA, 720 nt
Organism: Trichomonas vaginalis G3
Lineage: Eukaryota; Parabasalia; Trichomonadida; Trichomonadidae
Exons: 1
Coding region: 1-720 (239 amino acids)
Source: RefSeq, a predicted model, not a curated record
AUGUUAGCUAACAAAGUUAGAGAGAAAAUGCUUCAGCAGAAUAGACUUGACGCUGGAGAUUAUUCUAAAGCCAACAUUGCCGACCGAAUAAAGCAAAUUCUUCUCUUAAUUCUUCGCUUAUCUGAUGCGCCUAUUUAUGACUUAUUCAAAUUAGGAAUUUUUAUUGAGAAAACGACAUUGCUAAUCAAUUUUAGGAAAUUCAGCAAGAUAAUUUGUUUCCCAAUUCAAAAAAUUAAACAAAAUUUAAAAAAUUCAGGUAUAGAGGAGAUUAAAAUCGAUCAAAAACCAGAAAAAUUCAAAGAUUGGACCUAUUUUUCUCUUGGAGAAUCCGAUGAUUGCAAUUCAAUUCUUCAAUUAUUGAAUCAUCAAAACUUUUCUCGCGAAUUAGUUUUUGAACAAUGUGCUCAAGAGAGGCAAAAGUUAGUUAAUACUAAAUCUCCGAAAUUAAAAGUACCUAGGCUGUCAAUUCAAGACACUAAUUUGACUCAAUUCGAACCUACUGCUGAUAAGUACAAAUUCCCAUAUCAGUCAACGAUUCCGUUCAUAUUUACUGAUGAUCAAACAUUUUCCGCAAUUCAUCCAGUCCGAAUUUCAUUUUCCAUGAAAAGCCAUGACUCUUUGGGAGUUUUGCGCGGACAACAAACAUCAUUACUUUCCAUAUUUAAUUUGAAUCCAUCAAGGGAAAAAAUAAUAACAGAAUUAAUUGAGCCUCAGAAUUAA